Molecule: messenger RNA, 2421 nt
Organism: Mucor velutinosus
Lineage: Eukaryota; Fungi; Mucoromycota; Mucoromycetes; Mucorales; Mucoraceae
Gene: CTU2
Product: Cytoplasmic tRNA 2-thiolation protein 2
Exons: 12
Coding region: 1-2421 (806 amino acids)
Source: RefSeq, a predicted model, not a curated record
AUGAUCAAGAAUGCUCGCGAGCCAUCCAUACAAGAAAGAAAGCAGCUCAUUGACCUCGCGCUGCAAGGAUACAAUGUAACUGCACUAUCAAUGAGUCAAGGAGAACGCAACAGUACAUACGAGCAACGUCGAAACGAUCUCGAAUCAACAAUACAAAUCCUGAAAGCAGCAAUCAAAAGCUCCAAUUCUCAAGUUCGAUUAGAGUGUGCGUACAUUGGAUUGGAUGACACUUUUUCCUAUGAUUUCAUAAAAGAUGUAGAGCGACCAAAUGAAAGGAUAUUGCAAAAGGGAUUGGAUUCAGUGAUGAGGGAGAUGAGCGACCUGGAUGUUGUUUGGACCCGUGCAAGUCAAGGAUCAAUUUUACCACUGGUUUUAAACAUUAAAAUCACACACACAGAUACACAAAAGCAGGGUCGAAUUCAGCUAUUUGACUUACUCUUGCCACCAUUUUCACCACCAACGCCUAAUACGGGUCGAACCAUCUAUCAGUCAUUCAGCCAUUUGGUGAACCUGACGAAAGCAUCAUCCACAUCUUACAUUGAUCACCUUCCAUACGACCAGUUUGUGCUCACAUAUCUGCUAGCACAUCCUCUUUGUGGACACGAGAAGUUCAGUGUAUUUCUCUAUCUAAAUGAUCGUGUGACAGAUCGAAAGCUAAAAGACACCGUUUCUCUUCUUGACUUUGCAAGCACACUAAAAACCUUGCACACACGCACAUUACCCGUUCGUCCAGUCUCUCAAACAAUCGAAUACAAGAGACUACUGCAUCAGAUUGCUCAUAUUAAUGCUGAAUUUAAGGCCCACGAGCAACAGUUAAACAAGCUGACCACCACACAGGAGUCCAAGAUUGCUUCUCUCGAGGCCGAGCUACUCAAGAAAGAAAAGAAGAUUGAGUUUAUAAUGGACAUGGAAGCUGUGAGAGAAAAGCAAGUGGCUUACCUCGAAGCUCUCUACGACAACGUUUCCAAUAGACCCAAUAUGCAAGUUAUGAAGCUACAAUCUGCACUUGUUUUACAGAGGCACGCAAACAAUGACCUUCAAUUUGAGCAUAAACUCCUGGAAAUACAAUGCAAAAGAUACACUCAUAUUGAUAUACCAAAACUGCAGGAAUCCUUGAAAACAGCCAAUCAAGAAGCUCAAAAACUGCAGCAGGCGCUACAGCAAUCAGAUGAAAAAGUACAGCAAUUAGAGCAAAAUUUGAACGAGUCAUAUGAUAAAUGUCAAUCCUUGGCUGCCGAGAUGGACAUGCGAGCAGAUAUAGAUACCGAGAAGCUAGAGAAAGAUGUUGAAGCAAGACUGACAGCAAGCUUUGAUGAGAAAUACAAUGAAUUGCAUGCUGCGUUUAAAAAGAAGCUAGAGAGUCUCAAAGGAUCCUACAAAGACAUGAUUGCGAGAUUGAAGCAGAACCAUGCAGAAGAUUUGGACCUCGUAAGGGAGGAGGAACGGGCCAAAUAUAUCAAAGAGAGCAAGCAUAUUCGUGCUGACAUCAAAGGACUGAAUGAGAGAUGCACUGAAUCGAACCAAAUUAUCAAAGACCUUCGUGUGGCAUUAAAGAAAGCAGUGGCUAUCAAGAAGGGCGAAGAGAUGAUCAUGCCUACUCCUGCUUCACCACCUUCGGCUAUCAAAAAAACAAGAGCAUCAUCAGCCAAAUCCUCUCGUAAAAUUAUCGCUCCAGCAUCAGAUGGCGGCAAUAGCGACGAUGAUUUCAUUCUUUCAGUCAAAAAACCAUCCAGAUUUGGCGAUAGCAACCCCAUCACUAAAGUAGACGAGUCUGAUGGUGGUCAAGACGAAGCUACCACCUCCAGCAAGAAGGCUAAAGCAAAAAGAGAUGAGUAUUCUGACGAUUUGAAUGAUGCUGCAGCUUACGUUAUGGAUCUUGAUGCGACUGAAAACGAUGAUCAACCUAAACCCACAUCCUCCAAAUUAAAGCAAGCGAAGAACAAAGAAACUGCAGCUCAAAAAUCAAAGGGCAAGAAGGCAGCACCCAAGGGAACGGCUUCCGUACCUUCUUCAGCACAAAAACCCUCUGACGACGAUGACUUUGCUUCACCUGUCCUACCACUGGCUUCAAUAGAAUCCGACACACACCCCACAAGAGAAACAACGCCUAUGCUGCCAAGUCUUGAAGAAGAGGAAGACGCCGUCUCUCUCGUAAAGCCAAUACGCCCCAAGCGCCGCAUUAGAAAACUAGGAAAUCCUAUUCCUGUUAGAUCUCCAGAAAGCGAAGACACAAGCCAUUUAAUUAGUCGAUUAGAGGAUGCUAAUACAGAGUCCGGAUACGCUUUGCAACCAGUUCAGAAGCAAGCUAAAACCUCAAUGAAGAAACAAGAUGCCAAUGUGUCUGAGCCUAGUACUUUGAAAUCAAAACGCAAGGUACCAUCAACCAGCAAAGCAAAAAAGAGGCAACGAACGGUGGCAUAA